AUGCAUGUCGUCAUCUUGACCUGGGUUUUCGCCUUGGCCCUGGCUGGAUUCGUCUAUCCUUACAGCCUGACGAGUGACUACGAGUGGCCUGACAAUAGCACCGACAUAGAGCACGAGUACAUCACUAAGGAAGAUAUCAAGAUCGUCUGUCUCGAAGCCGGAACGGCCGAUAAAGCCGACUGGGCCUUGACCGCAGACACGGACUGUUAUAUCCCGGUCUCCUAUCUCGACAUCAGAGAUACCGUGAAGACAUGUAGCGAUGAUUUUCUCGAGGAUGAUGAUGAGGAAGACGAUCUCGGUGAUGACUACCAGCCUACGGAUGACACUGAAUCUGGGCUGGCGGUACGUGCGAACGACUAUCCCUACAAGGGCAAAUGUAGCGGUAUCGAUGACUGGAAGUUUUACAGAUGCGAAUGCGUCAGCUUCGCAGCUUGGCGAGUCAGAAACGUCAUCGGGAUUGGGUUUCAUAAUUAUUGGAAGGAUGUGCACUGGGGCAACGCCAAUCACUGGGACAAUGCAGCCAAGAGUGUUGGCGUCAAGGUGACCAAAAAGCCCAAGAAGAAGACUGUUAGCCAGAGAGAUUCAGGUUCCGCUCUAGGACAUGUUGUUUGGAUCACAAAAGUCUCCACGAACAAGAAGUAUGUCAACCUUGAGGAGUACAACUACGCUAAGAAGCACACAUACGGAAGACGCACCAAAGUUGCAGCUAGCAACUUCAGAUACAUCCACUUCAAGAGAUAA
Molecule: messenger RNA, 741 nt
Organism: Clonostachys solani
Lineage: Eukaryota; Fungi; Ascomycota; Sordariomycetes; Hypocreales; Bionectriaceae
Source: the annotation of a GenBank genome assembly